AUGAAGAAGACGUCGCCGUUCGAGCAGAACGACCAGGCAGAUGAAGUGUUCCGGGAUCUCAAGCGCAUGCUCUCCACUGCACCCGUCCUGGCCGCGCUGGCUGAUAAGGAGCCAACCGGCAUCGUGUUGUCUUCUCCGAAGGGCGACCUGCUGCGGUAUGCACUCCAGAUCCACCUCGCCGCCUCCAACAACGUUGCCAAGUACGAAGCCCUUGUGCACGACCUCCAGCUUGCCAAGGAACUCGGCGUCCGACGCAUCCUAUGCUAUGGUGACUCGGAUUUGGUGGUGCAGCAGUGUUCCGGUGAGUGGGACGCCCGUGAUGCCAACAUGGCCCGCUAUUGCUUCUUGGUUGAGCAGCUCUCCGGCAACUUCAACGACUGUGAAUUCCUUCACGUCCUGCACGCGGAGAACAAAGCCGUCGACAUGCUAGCCAAGAUUGGCUCAUCCCGGCAGACCAUACCGUCCGACGUGUCCCUCGAGCACUUGCGCAAGCCGUCUGUCAAGCCAUCUCUGGAUUCAGAGUCCAUCUUCAUCCCGGAUGACCCUGCUGCGUCCCUCCCCAACCCGAACUCGGGGGCUACCGGUCCAAGCUCGGGGGCUGCCGUCCCCAAGUCAGUCUCGGGGGCUGCGGAUCCCAGCCCAAGGACUGGGCUGCUGCCACCGGCUCAAGGUUGCACCCCGCAACCCGUCUUGAUGGCCGUCUUCACCGUGGUGACGACUCCAUCAUGGGCCCAGCCAAUCCUAGCUUUCCUGGAGAGCGGAGCGCUCCCCAUGGACGAGACCGAAGCUCGGCAGGUGCAGCACCGGGCGUCUGCCUACAGCAGCAUCAACAAUGAGCUUGUCAAGCGCAGUGCGACAAGCGUGUUCCAACGCUGCAUCGAGCAAGACAACAACGUAGAAAUCCUCCUCGACAUACACCAGGGCGAGUGCGGGCACCACGCCGCCUCUAGGUCCCUGGUGUCCAAGGCCUUUCGCCAUGGUUUCUACCAGCCCAUGGCCUUCAAAGAUGCCGAGUCGCUCGUCCUCAAGUGCGAGGGUUGCCAACGCUUUGGCAAGCGUAGCCACCAGCCGGCUUCAGCCCUACAAACCAUCCUGAUCACCUGGCCCUUUGCGGUCUGGGGGCUCGACAUGGUGGGACCCUUCAAGACCGAUUGGGGCGGCAUGAUGAACUUGCUGGUGGUGGUCGACAAGUUCACCAACUGGAUCGAAGCACGGCCGAUCAAGAAGCUGAAUGGGCCUACAGUCGUCCGGUUCGUCAAAGACAUCGCGGUGCGCUACGACAUUCUGCAAAGCAUUAUCACAGACAACAUCACCAACUUCGCCAAAGGCGCUCUGGCGCAAUACUGCUCAGUCUCCGGCAUCUGGCUUGACCUGGCCUCCAUCGCUCAUGCUCAAUCCAACGGCUAG
Aegilops tauschii subsp. strangulata is the source of this 1407-nucleotide messenger RNA. RefSeq lists its product as uncharacterized. Gene Ontology annotation, biological process: DNA integration. NCBI's taxonomy places the organism in Eukaryota, Viridiplantae, Streptophyta, Magnoliopsida, Poales, Poaceae. Gene Ontology annotation, molecular function: RNA-DNA hybrid ribonuclease activity; nucleic acid binding. The record is from RefSeq and is a predicted model, not a curated record.